Messenger RNA from Pelobates fuscus (common spadefoot toad), 1332 nucleotides. RefSeq lists its product as uncharacterized. The coding region runs from base 102 to 1316 and encodes 404 amino acids. NCBI's taxonomy places the organism in Eukaryota, Metazoa, Chordata, Amphibia, Anura, Pelobatidae. The transcript has 11 exons. The record is from RefSeq and is a predicted model, not a curated record. Gene Ontology annotation, biological process: cell division. Gene Ontology annotation, molecular function: protein binding.
GCCACGCUGUGUGUGCACAUGGUGCUGCAGGAAGUCUCUCCUGAGCUCUGAGUUGGUGAUUGUUGUUUUCUUUUUCUUUCUGCUAACAGAAUCUGUCAGCCAUGGGAGGCCAGGCAAAAGGGAAAAAAAGCAACAAACCCAAGAGGAAGCAGAAAGGGGGACAUGGGGGACCUGAUCUUUGUGGCUUGUCAGCACAGGAGAGGAUUAAAAUUAACAUGCAAAAAAAGGCAAAGAAAAAAACAGCUGAAAAGUACACUAUUACACAACUAUUAGAAAAGACUGAAGAGUACUUGGAUAGUUUUAAUUACGAGAUGGCCCAGCUCUUUUGUCAGAGAGCACUAGACAUCGAUCCAACCAAUUUAGAUAUAUUGGAUAUGAUGGGGAACAUCUGCAUGGAGCUGGGGGAUGCAGAGAAGGCCAAACAGGUUUUCUUAACAGCUGUAGAGCUUAGCCCUGACAAAGGACAUGCCAAAUAUAUGUAUCUUGGACAGAUACAUUGCAAAGAGGAAGCAUUACAGUACUUCAGUAAGGGAUUAGAAGUUAUGAUCAGUGCUUAUCAAAGUCAGCCACAAGUGUCUGGUGCAGCGAGGUAUCCUGAUGAAAUGGAAAUCACUGCGAAGGAUAUUGCGACAGCUUUUUGCUCUGUAGCGGAGAUUUAUCUUACUGAUCUUUGUAUGGUGGAAGGCGCUGGUGAUAAAUGUAAGGAAACCAUUCUAAAAGCCUUAGAAUAUGAGCCGACCAAUGCCGAAGCCCUUCAACUGAUGGCGAGUUACCUCUUCAGCAUGGAACAGAUCCAGGAGGGGAAGGUGUAUCUGUUAAAGAGUGUAGAGCAAUGGUUACCGAGUAUUCAUAAAGAGGCAGGCGAUCCCCUCGGCCAGGAUGCUCUUAAUGCAGAAUUGUCAGAGACUGUUUUACCCGCCUAUGAAUCCCGCAUCACGACUGCCAAGCUCUUAAUAGAAGCAGAAGAAUAUGAGGUUGCCUCGGAAAUUUUGGAGGUCCUGCUUGAAGAGGAUGAUGAAGUAAUCCAGGUAUGGUAUCUGCUGGGAUGGGUAUGUUAUCUUCAAGCCAAGGCACCCGAUGAGGAAGACGCUUUCAAGGACUCUGCCAAGACGUAUCUGAGAAAAGCCAAAAAGCUGUACAACAAGCUGAAAUGCGACGAUUCACAACUACUGGAGCAUGUCGAACAGAUAUUAAGCGAACUGGGUGGUGGUGGUGAAGAGCUGGAAGAUUCUGAUGCAGAGAAAGAUAUACUUGAGAAUGUUGAAGAUGAUUUUAUACAAUCUAGCGAAGACGAAGAUGAAGCCAUGGAGUGCUGAAUUAAUUUUCUACAAA